Molecule: messenger RNA, 2877 nt
Organism: Haliotis rubra (blacklip abalone)
Lineage: Eukaryota; Metazoa; Mollusca; Gastropoda; Lepetellida; Haliotidae
Product: aspartate beta-hydroxylase domain-containing protein 2-like
Exons: 2
Coding region: 470-1375 (301 amino acids)
Source: RefSeq, a predicted model, not a curated record
UUUUCCUGAACGAUUAUUAAAUGACCAUUGAAACUCUCGUGAAAAUGAAGUGUGCACCCUCUUUUCUCAAGAGUGUGAAUCCCCCCAUCUCAAAAGCUGCAUCCGCCCUUGUGAUUUAUUUGUUAACCCGGCUUAGUAAUGGUAAUUUUACUAACUCCUAUUUCGGAAAAGAACAUAUCCGUCCUUUAAAUGUUUCCAGAAGAGUUACGUCCCUUGGUAUGUUCCGGUUUAAAAUGAAGAAAAAUGUCUCAUGAAUCGGUGAUGUUUGUUUUUCUUUAAAUUUGUGUGACUGUUUUCAUAUGGAACCGUGUGACCAAGGACUAAUUGUACCUAAUUUCAAUUAAAUUGAUAUGCACAGGCAAAAAUUUGCAUUACUCAUAUCUUGAGAAAUAUAUUAUCAUACAACGGUGGAACCUCUAGAUCUUUCGCCAUUGUGACAAUCUGACAUUGUACCAGUGGUGCUCUAACCAUGCUGGAGUGGAUAUAUGAAACAGUCUGUGAAAAUAUAUGGGUGUUAUCUAUAACAUGCGUAUGCUUCUUGCUAUCGAAGUUCUACUUUAAAACAAGACUCAUAGAAAUACAGGAUAAUAUUAAAAACAAUUCUGGAGCCAACGAUGAUAGUUUUGAAAAGUGCCAUUCACCCUCUUGUGUCAGGUGCCGAACUCAUAAGGAGAUUUUGGUGCGUGCAAGAACCCGACUGUCAUAUCAGGCAUAUACUGGUAAACCAAAAGCCGAAGAUAGAGAUAGUAACAUACUAAAGAUUUGCACAGACAUCGAAAACAGUUUGCAUCAACGAUUUACCCAAGUCGAAGGUGAAGACCAGAAACCUGGUGUUUUCAAGAUGUCUGGCUUGGAGGCCAAGCCAUGGUGGGAUGAACACGAAAUUGAAGACUUCCAUGGUCUGCAGUUCAGUGAAAAAGUUUUGGAUGAUAUUAAAGCUGAGUUUUUUGAGUUGAUGAAGAAGUCAAACACAGAAGACACUGUGCAAUCAUUAUGGAAGGUGAAUUCUACUCCAGAUGGCAUGUGGUCUAUUUGUCACCUGAUGGAUCAAGGCAGACCAACAAAAGCAAUAGAACAAUGCCCUAAAACAUGGAAUGCAGUUCAUAAACUGUCACACCUAUUAUUGAAGAACAAUCUGUUUGGAAAUGUUGCGUUUUCUGUGAUUGUUCCUGGAACUGUUAUCACCCCUCAUUAUGGACCCACCAAUAUAAGACUUCGGUGCCACAUAGAUAACAAUUCCUUCUCUCACUCUGUAAUUCACAAAGGAUCGAGGGAAGAAGGAAUACGAGCUGUCUUAAUGAUUGACAUCUGGCAUCCUCAUAUUGAUGAUGAACUAAAACAUGUGCUCAACUACAUAUUUUCAUCAGAUCUCUGAUUCAAAGGUUCUUGAUAUUUCAUGGAUUCCAUCAACAUGGAUCAAGAGGGAUGUAACAAAAGGACAAAUAAUUUCAACAGCAAUAUUAUAAAGUGAAACAUAGUUCAGAAAACCCACUAAUUUUCUUAUAUCUAAUGCAAUUUUUCUUUUUCACCACAGUAAUCGUCACAAUAUAUUAUUCUUCAAAGUUAAAAAACAAAUGUUUUAUGAUGAUAUACUUUAUCCAAUACACAAAAACUUUAAAUGUUUCCCAUGAUGUAUUUGCACAACUUUUCCACAGCAUGUUUUGAAAUAUUUUUACAAAAUGUUAAGUGAAAUGUUUUUUAUCUGAUGAAUUGCAACUGUUCAUGUUGAUCAUAUUUAUUAGACUUGAUAGAUGUGUAGUUCCUUAAUUAUUUUUUACCUUUAAUGGACUUCACUUGAGUGAUUAGGGGGGUUGGCAUAGCCUAGUGGUUAGGGUGUUCGCUCGUCACGCCGAAGACCCGUGUUCGAUUCCCCACAUGGGCACAUUGUGUGAAGCCCGUUUCUGGUGUCCCCUGCCAUGAUAUUGCUGGAAUAUUGCUAAAAGUGGCAUCAAACUAAACUCACUCACUACUUGAGUGAUUGUUAAUCCAGUUGUUAGUUCAGUAUUUGUAUUAUUUUGUAUUUUGUUUUAUUGUGUUUACCAUUGUAUUUUCAGCAAUGGCAUUUAACUUAACCAAUUUGGCUUUUAACACAUGAAUUAGGAACUCUUUUCCUAAUCUGUUUACACAGAUAUUUAAGGGUUGAAAUCUAUCAAUGAAAUCAAUGUUGUGCCCAAACCUAAAAAUCACACUUCUUAGCAUGACUUUAUGAAGUUACAGUUAAGCCCUGUUUUCUGAAACAGAAAUGUGUUUAAUCCAUGGUUGUGUCAAACUCAUAGUCCAGACCUUGCAAAUUCUUACUGCUUUCAUUCCUUGUUUGAGAGACAUUUUGAAGUCGAACAAUGGAUGAACAACUUCUUUAUUACAUUGAGAGCCAUGUUUCGGUGAAGGUUUCGAUGUCAUCACUUGCUUGACAAUAGUGUUAGAACCUUUACUGAAAUGUUGCUCUCCCUGUAAUAUAGAAGUUGUUUAUGCGUAUAUUGUUAUCCUUCCUUAGUGCAUUCAUUCCAAUUGUUCAGCUCCUGUUGGUCUCAAACUCAAUUUGUAGCCUCAAAAUUUAAGAAUGAGUUGAAACUUACCCUUUAAAUGUGAACCCAAACUUGAUAAUCCAGUCAUUUGCAGAAAGAACAUUUAGAUGCAUGAUAUUAAAUGUACAAUUCUGUUUCUAUUUCUUAUGUAAAUUAUAUUUUCAUAACAUGCCUGAUGUGGCAGGUUAUUGCAAAAAGGAAUUUCCACGUGAACUGUCUGUAUUUCAUAUGUAAUGCAGGGGUGGAAAUAACUUUAAAAUUGCUAGUGUACACCGGAACAGUGGCACAUGUAAAAUCACUUGCCCUGAUAAUUAUUCCUCUAUACCGGCCGAUUUUCUUGUUGAUUUUUUAA